Sphaeroforma arctica JP610 is the source of this 276-nucleotide messenger RNA. RefSeq lists its product as hypothetical. The transcript has a single exon. The annotation marks the transcript as partial. The record is from RefSeq and is a predicted model, not a curated record. Gene Ontology annotation, cellular component: dynein complex. Gene Ontology annotation, molecular function: minus-end-directed microtubule motor activity; dynein light intermediate chain binding; dynein intermediate chain binding. Gene Ontology annotation, biological process: microtubule-based movement. Lineage: Eukaryota; Ichthyosporea; Ichthyophonida.
AUGCUGGUGUCUGCUGCUGUCGGGCAGAUCGCCGAGUUGAAGAGUGAGGCGCUGCGUGAUCGUCACUGGCGCGACAUCCAACGGCGUCUGCACGUGACAUGGGCCAUGGCUGACCUUCGCCUGGCUGACGUGUGGGGCGUUGACUUAGUGGGAGCCAAUGAGUCCACUGUACGCGAUGUACUGACCCAGGCACAGGGCGAGAUGGGCCUGGAAGAGUUCCUGCGCAUGAUCAAGGACACCUGGAGUGUGUAUGAGAUUGAGCUGGUCAACUACCAG